Molecule: messenger RNA, 778 nt
Organism: Owenia fusiformis
Lineage: Eukaryota; Metazoa; Annelida; Polychaeta; Sabellida; Oweniidae
Source: the annotation of a GenBank genome assembly
UAUCAAAUCGAAACGAAGCGCAUAUAAUACAAAUGGAACUUGGUAUUCGAAAUUAUGGAUACAAACCUCUGGAUUAUAGCGAUUUUUACGUGUUAUACUACAGCAUAUUUCCAAGAAUUAGCGGUCAUAGAGGGUCCACAAGACAUUGCUGUUUUAUCUGGACAGAAUGCCGAGUUGACUUGCCAUAUCUACGUUGAUAACUUGACGGAUACACAAGAUGUGCAAUGGAUAAGUUAUACCGAAAGAACAGAACCAGGUCACCAAAUAUCCUUUAAUAAACAAGUUAUUUCGCCUUUAUUGAACAAGUUCUCAAUAAGUACCCCAAAGCCAUACAACCUACUUAUACAGAAUGUCGGUAUAGAGGAUGCCGGGAGGUAUAUUUGUAAUGGUAUAUUCCGGGAAAUCAAUCGGUGGUAUAGAUCCUCACUUAGUAGUGCUAGGUAAGUUUAACUUGUUUUGCAAAUACAUACGAGAAAAUAAGACCGAGACUUUUACGUGGGUUAUUAGAUAUGCAGGAAACAGAGACGAUACCCAGAAACCCAUCAUCACUUGGACAUUAAAUGGUAUAAACCAAAUGGCAACAUCAGAUGAGACAACACCAGGGGUCCUCAAAUCCACAUUUACUAAGGUUGUAGGUAGCACCGAUAACAAGAAAGAACUUAACUGUUCCUUUCGUGUUCUGGGUGCCUUUGGGCACUGUUCAACUAGGUUAAAUAUAUCAUUGCCUCAAGACAUUGCGGUGUUAUCUGGACAAAAUGCUGAAUUGACCUGCCAUAUC